Molecule: messenger RNA, 7300 nt
Organism: Sander lucioperca (pikeperch)
Lineage: Eukaryota; Metazoa; Chordata; Actinopteri; Perciformes; Percidae
Gene: osbpl8
Product: oxysterol binding protein-like 8
Exons: 23
Coding region: 714-3374 (886 amino acids)
Cellular component (GO): membrane; cytosol; intracellular membrane-bounded organelle
Molecular function (GO): cholesterol binding
Source: RefSeq, a predicted model, not a curated record
AUUUGAAGGGAAGUGAGUUGAACGGAGAAGGGAGGUGGAAAGCAAGGGAGUGCAAGAGCAGAGAGCAGGUGGGGUCAGCAUGGAUUUAAACUCAGCCUCAGGGAUAAUGGCACGUCAGAUGGGGUUAAUUACAUGAAGGGGGCUGGUCUUUUCUGCACCCUCGGCCACUGUCAAUCUAGCAGUCCUCCUUCCGCCGACGCGUUGAUCCAUUGGCUGAGCCCUGGGAGGCCUGAGCUCUAAGAGGCACACGGCUUGACAGGGGAGAUAUGCACCGUAGAUAACGAGGAGUCCGUGGAAGUAAAGGAGAACAGGACGAAGUGAUGGAGAACAUCUCGGCCUUUGGGCCUGGGCUAUGCUCGGAUGGCCGAAUUCUCGCCUGGACUGACAACCUGGAUCUGAAGCAAUAGGGAUUUUAGCAUGAUUUGGACAUUUGGAGUCCUGUUAACACUUGACCUUGGGACACUUCUUUGCUGUGUUCAGCGAAGUCAUUUAACAGCUUCAACUGAGUGCUGUUACAAAUGUGGAACUGACUGCAGCAUUGACGCUUACUGUGAGAAAUUGAAUUGAAGUUUUAGCCUGAAGGAAAGCAAGCUGCGUGGGACGGAUCGGACUGUUUCCCAACCUCCCUCGAUCUUCUACCCUUGAGUUUCCUUAGCACUCCCCUACCCCUCCCUCCCUUCCUCCCGCACGCCAAGGGAGCUCCCACCGGCCCAAUGAUGAAGGAGGAGGGCCUGCUGAGUCGUCGCCGUUUCUCCACGUGCGGCGGUACAGCGUCGCUUCGACCACCACACCCGGACGGACGCAAACUCAUCCGCAACGCCUCCUUCGGGGGCUAUAACGAGCUGUCACCCAUCUCGCUGCCAGGUUUCGAGAGAGGGAAGGAGGACCUCUUGUCUCUGCCUUUGAAAGAGGACUCACAUUCCAUAUCUAAGAGCAAGUCUGAAACAAAGCUGUACAAUGGCUCAGACAAGGAUGUGUCGACAUCCGGAGGAAAGCUCACCAAGAAAGAGUCCCUCAAGGUGCAGAAGAAAAACUACAGGGAAGAAAAGAAGAGGGCAACCAAGGAGCUGCUCAGCACCAUCACUGAUCCCUCUGUCAUCGUCAUGGCCGACUGGCUAAAGAUCCGUGGCACUCUGAAGAGCUGGACCAAGCUGUGGUGUGUGCUGAAACCAGGCGUCCUGCUCAUCUAUAAAACCCACAAAAAUGGCCAGUGGGUGGGAACGGUGCUGCUCAACGCCUGCGAGCUCAUCGAGAGGCCCUCUAAGAAGGACGGCUUCUGCUUCAAGCUCUUCCACCCGCUGGAGCAGUCCAUCUGGGCCGUCAAGGGUCCUAAAGGAGAAGCCGUUGGCUCCAUCACUCAGCCAUUACCCAGCAGCCACCUCAUCUGCCGUGCUGCCUCUGAGUCUGAUGGUCGAUGUUGGAUGGAUGCCUUGGAGCUGGCCCUGAAGUGCUCCAGCCUGCUGAAGAGGACCAUGAUCCGCGAGGGGAAAGAGGACAUGAGCACAGUAGCCACUGGCGGAGAACACUCCAUCAAUUUCUACAGCCUCCUCAGAGCCCACAACAUCCAUGGUUUCCAGUUCAAUGACAGUGACCAUUUGAAAGACCCAGAUCUGUACUCGGACAAGUCAGACCGGGAGGGUGAACAGGACCACGAGGAGUCGGACCCAGAAGGCCUGGAGAAGAGUGAGGAGAGCGACAGCGACACGUCAGAGCGUCAAGACGACUCAUACCUCGACAUGGACCCUAAUGAACACCUGCGGGAAACCCCAUACCUGGAGCAGUCCCAUGAGGAACUUGGAGAGGCUGGCGAGGCUGCCCAGACAGAGACGGUAUCAGAGGAGAAUAAAUCUCUGAUCUGGACUCUGCUGAAGCAGGUGCGACCUGGCAUGGAUCUGUCCAAGGUGGUGCUGCCCACCUUCAUCCUGGAGCCAAGGUCCUUUCUGGACAAACUCUCUGACUACUACUACCACGCAGAUUUCCUGUCAGAGGCUGCAAUCGAAGAGAACGCUUACAACCGGAUGAAGAAGGUGGUGAAGUGGUACAUCUCUGGAUUUUACAAAAAGCCAAAGGGGUUGAAGAAGCCUUAUAACCCCAUUAUUGGAGAGACGUACCGCUGCAUGUGGCUCCAUCAGAAGACCAACAGCAAGACCUUCUACAUCGCAGAGCAGGUAUCCCAUCAUCCUCCUGUGUCAGCCUUCUAUGUCAGCAACAGGAAGGACGGAUUCUGCCUCAGUGGCAGCAUCCUCGCCAAGUCCAAGUUCUAUGGAAACUCCCUGUCGGCCAUAUUAGACGGGGAGGCUCGGCUCACUUUUCUCAACCGAGGAGAGGACUAUGUGAUGAACAUGCCCUAUGCUCACUGUAAAGGCAUCCUGUACGGCACCAUGACCCUGGAGCUGGGUGGUCAGGUCACCAUUGCCUGUGAGAAAACGGGCUACAGUGCUCAGCUGGAGUUCAAACUGAAGCAACAGCCAUUCCUGGGCAGCAGUGACAAUGUCAAUCAGGUCUCUGGAAAGAUCAAGCUGGGAAAAGAGGUGUUAGCUACGCUAGAAGGACACUGGGACAGUGAGAUCUUCAUCAAUGACAAGAAGACAGGGACGGUGGACACUUUCUGGAACCCGACGCCAGAGCUGAGGCAGAGUCGGCUGACCCGCUACACCGUCCCUCCAGAGGAGCAGGGAGAGUCUGAAUCGGAAAGACUGUGGCAGCAUGUGACCCGGGCCAUCAACAACAAGGACCAGAUCGAGGCCACCAAUGAGAAGUUCAUCCUGGAGGAAGCCCAGCGGAAGUCUGCCCGCGAACGGAAAGCCAAAUGUGAGGAGUGGAUCUCGGCCCUGUUCGACCAGGACCCCGUCACCGGAGAGUGGCAUUACAGAUAUGCCGACACGAGGCCAUGGGAUCCGCUCAACGACUUGAUCCAGUUUGAGAAAGACGGCUGUAUCCAGACCAAGGUCCGACACCGCACCCCUAUGGUACGUUCUGGCAGUCUUAUUAGUCUGAGUAACCAGGGGCCGCGGAGGGACAAUUGCAAAUGCCAGGUGACGGUGCCAAAGAGGAAACACAAGAGUGACAAGCCCAAGAGCCCAGAGAGUGGCUGCUCUUCACCUGAACCUGACCGCCAAGACUCGUCUGGCAGCGAACGACACAAAAGCAAGCAUAACAGUCGGCUGAGGAAAAAGGGAACAGACCUCAGUGAACUUCAAAGUGCCAUUGAAUCUAUAAAGCAGACACAGGAGGACAUUAACAGGAGCAUCAGCGUGCUUCGAAGUCGUGCGGCAGGACGCGUGGAGGGUGGCUCUUUCCUCCAACAGCGCGACUACGUCAUCAUUGUUUUCCUCAUCCUCCUUCAGGUCCUGAUCAACUAUGUCUUCAAGUAGCAGCCAUACCCCACGGAGAGGGUGAUGCCCCUUACACACACACACACGCGCACGCACACACGCACAUUAGGCGUCACAGUGGAGGACUUAAGGACCUGAACUUUGACCUCUCAAAAUAAGUGACUCCAACUCUCUUCUCCUCUGUCUGUAUUAAAUUCAACUACAUAUGUCCAGAAAAGUGGAGACUUACACACAAAAAGAGAUUUUUUUUAAACUUGUUUCUAUUUAACCGGUCCAUUCCAAAACUCUGGGGAGAUCCACAGAUUUCAAAGCGAAGAGGAGCAGCGAUAAAGUGAAGUAGUUGGAGGUAAGAUUUUGGUGUGAUGAAGUCUCAACUGCCACUCUGCAGCUUAUUGAUUUGCCUUGAUGUGAAAGGCAAAGACAGCAGCCAUGUUUUAGCUGUUGUUGGUUUUAGUUUUUUUUCCCGAUGGAGUUAAACUACUCUGUGAUUCACAUUUCACCUCAAACGACUGAGGACCUUUUAACCUGGAGACGAGAGUACCACAGCACAGAUGGUAACAGAUUUAAAAAAAAAAAAAAAAAAAAAAAAAAAACCUUUAAUUUUAAUGUUUGUUUUUUUUAUCAUUUUGUUUCUUUGUGUGGUUUGUCCUUUGUGAUUAGGGGUCUGCUUGGACCAAAAAAGCGAUGAAAAGGGAGAGGAAAAACAAAGUGGUCCAAUCUAUGUGACUUUUAUUUUUUUAUUAUCAGAUACUUUGAUAACGGCUGGGGUUUCCACGCGUGGAAAUGGACGAGGAAGACGAAUAACACGAGUGAUAUGGUCGAAAGGAACAGAAGCUAUCAUUUGUGCUGUUUAAUAGAACGUCACCUUUUGCAUACAAAGUCAAUGUUGAAAGAAAAAUAUUUGACACAGCAUCAUCGUAUACUGUAGGUAGCAUGUACAGACAGAAGAGCGUGAUUAGGACAUUAGCCCUAUGUACAGUAUUUUGUCUUCAGGCACAAAUGCACUGGAAACAUCAGAUAUUUGUGUUAAUAUAGUUUGUUUUAUCAGUUCAACAUCAAAAUACUUUUACAUUUUUGCUCUGAGGAGGUCUGGAGCAUCAACAGAGUGUCAAAUAAGAUGAUUUGUAUGAUUUUUCAUGAGCUUCACUGACCACUGCCCUAGUUUCAGGCAAAGGGAGUCGAUAUGUUUUAAUCAAAGUCAGUAAAGCUAAGUGAGUUGGUCUAACAUCUGUCUUCUUAGACCUAAUGGCAAGUUAAAGGAAUAGAAUAAGAAAAGAGCCUGUUCGCUUUCUUGCUGAGAGUUUGAUGAGAAGAUCAGUAACACUCUCAUGUUAUGUACGUUGAAUACAACAAGCAGCCGGUUAGCUUAGUUUAACUUAGCAUAAAGACUGGAAACAGGAAAACAGCUAGCUUGGCUCUGUCAUAAGGUAACGAAAUCGGCCUACCAGCACCUCUAAUGCUCACUGACACGUUAUAUCUCGUCGGUGUAAUCUAUACAAAAACCAAAGUAUAAAGACAACACAUAUUGGUUUUACAGGAAGUUGCGUGCUGGGCUAUUUCGUGUCAACACCGACUUCAAGAAGGCUGAUAAAACAACUUGUCGUUUUUGCACUUUGGUUUUUGUAUGGCUUAAAUAAAUGAGAUACAAGGUGUUAAUUCAAGACUAAGGCUAAGUGGCUGCUAUCUUUAGCUUUAUAUUUACUGGACAGACAGAGUGGUAUCAAUCUCGCAUCUAACGUACGGCAAGAGAGUGAGUUGUGUGAGAGUGUAUUUCGCAAAAUAAGUUCUUAACUAUUCCUUUAAAACGAGUUGUUUAAAUGUAAGAGUUAAGUUGUGCAACGAUAUAGACAAACUCUAAAAGGUGUAAAGACCAGCUGAUGGAAAGAAUGGUCUCCAAAUAUAAAAACAGACUCCAGACCAAGCCAUGGAAGAGAAACCCCUUAAUGCUACCUUUAGAUGCUGACAAGUCAAAUUCAGAGCAUCGGUCAUCGUUUUCAGUGCUUUUGCACCUCAGAUGUUAACCAGGAAAACUAGAAUAGACACUUUAGUAAGCUACUAGUGGGAGGAGGAGAUAGACUUUUCUAAUGACUACUAUCAACACAGUAAACCAUUCCAGAUGUACGCAAGUACCAGCCAAACUUGGUGUGUAGAAUAGGAGUCGACCCCGUUCACUGUGUAAAUAUCCAACGGGACGACUCGUUCCUUGCGAGUAGCGCAUGGCGUUUCAACACAGAGGUUCACAAUACAGACACUCCCGCGCUCUGUGCACAAGCCAGUCUUUUCCACCUUGUGUGUCUUUCUGUCCACUGCUCUGUAGAUACACAUGUACACGGGCAUACAAAAAAAAAAAAAAAGAUUAGUAGGGGUACACAAUUAAAUUCCCAUCGCAAAUGUAUCCAAAUGCCCUCACAGCGUUGCUGUUAUUCAGCAGUUGCAGAAUUAAGAAGUUUUUGGAUGUUUUGUGAGUAUACAUUGUGGUUCUUAUCUGGUGCCUUCCUCUUUGGAAACAUGGAUUUUAAAAACUAUUUAAAAAAAAAAGUCUCUGUAAUAAAUGGACAUAAUACCCUGAUAAUGUACAGGCUUAUAAUGACUAUGACUCAGUUAAAGGGCUGUGUUUAGCUCUAUUACACAGGAAAACAAACUCUGGUCCAAGCAAUCUCCAGUAGUUGGUAUACUGACAAAAACUACUGCAUUUGUUUUCAGUAUCAACCAAGGAUGAAGGCAGCACAUCAGAAGCCAUACCUUACCUUUUUACCACGGUCAGGAUUGUCUCCUUAGAUGGAAGUUAAUGACUACUAAUUGGGGCAAUUCAAAAAGAUCCAAACCACUUAUGGACCAUAUCUGAACAUAGUUUUUUGUAUAUCUCUUCGCCUGUCAUGAUGUUAGCCUUGUGGACGUUUACAUAACUGAUUGCCUCCGCCGUCAGCAGACUGUUGAGCGAUGAAAAAUUUGUCAUGCUAACACAGAUUUAAAGAAAGACUCCUGGCAAUCAUCAGGAUCCAGCGGUACCCCCGUAAGUUACCCGGCUGGCCCGUGUGUAUCAGUACGUGUUUUUUUUUGUGUAUCCUCAUUGCCUUGAUCGCUCAUCUUUAAUAGAGUCCAUAUGUUAGAAUGUGGAGAAAUAAGUAUAUACCAGUGCCUUCUAGAGUUGGACUGGGGAGGGGGUUUAGCGGAGGUGAUAGGAGGUCGGCAGGGAUGUGGGGGGGUGUAGUGUGGAGCAUAUAAAGUGACCAAGUCUCAGAGUGAAUUAAUACUGAUGGGGAAUGAUCUGGAAUAAAAGCAUUGGUGGGUGGGGGGACUUGGCCUGGGGCCCUGGCGGCGGCUGUAGUCACCGUAGAGUUUUAAAGCAGACGUGCCAUACGAAGCCUUAGAAACGAGUCGGACUCCGGCUCCAAAGCUCACCACCCUGCCCAGCUCCUGCCUCCUCUCCUGAAGCGUCGCCAUAGUAACUCACCCGUAGGUUUUCCGGAUGCUGAGUCCUGCCACAGGAGAGAGAGAGAAAGAGGGAGGGAGAGAGACCACCCCUCUCCAAUGUCGUCCUUGUCCCUCUCUCUCUCUCUCUCUCUCUCUCUCUCUCUCUCUCGCUCUCUCUCACACACCAAAUUCAGAGGGAAAUAAAACAUCUCUGCUGUCUGUUGUUGUUGCUGUAUCUGUAAAAUAAUGAGUUUUAUUUAUUCCUCUUUUGUAUGUGUUUAUUUUUUUCUGCCCGUAGCAUUAAAUCACUGUUCGCUUUUCUCGUUCAACCUUUUUUCAAUGUUGAUUUUAACACACACAGUUGGUUUUAUCCCGCUCGUGUCACACAUAAGCGACUGUCCUCAACUUGUGCACACUGUCAAUGUCAACUGCCCCUCCCUUUUUCCUAUCUGAGUACGUGAAUAUAUUUACUGUAUCUCCAUGGCAACUAUAACUUUCUGGAAGUUUAUGGUCACAUGUAACAUAACACAGAAUAAAAUCAAGUGACAUCC